GAGAGAGUCUGUGUACUGUAUGAUCUCUCUCAUCACCCUCAAGCCACUCUUAUCCAUCCCAUGAUAUUUCGAUCAGAAACAUCACCGUCUUCAGGGAAAGAGAGCUGCGCUGGAUGCUGGAAAACACCAGAAGGUUCCGCAUCAUCCUGCGUCCUGAUGCGCAUCAUCAUCCGGAUGGAUUUUUCGGUCAUUUCGGGCGCCAUGGAUGAAAGGAAACCCGUUUAACACCACACACCGAGCGGGAUUCGAGCUCAACCCACUGUGAUCUCCGCGCAUCUUCGUUUUCAGAGGGUCUGAUCACCAACAGCCUUUCAAGACGGACGGGGUCGUAGAGCAUCGAGGGAAAAACCGAGGCAAUCGGGACAGGGACUACAUGCCCAACAUGGAGAGAGGGAAACCGGCCACUUACACGGGCGACAAGAAGGCAAAGAUGGCAGCGAAGACCAAUAAGAAGUGGGUAAGACUGGCCACCGUGUUCGCCUAUGUGUUAUCCGUGUCUCUGGCGGCGAUCAUACUGGCCGUCUAUUACAGUCUCUUGUGGAAACCGGCCGGGGCGACUUCUGGAAAACCCGGUACCUCGAACAACAGCACCACGGGCAACUCGGAGAAUGGUAACGGGACGGAAAUCAACGGCACACAGCCGGUGCUCUUCAAUGUCAACGGCACGGCAUCCAACGCGUCCGAGGUCAAGGCGAGGGAGACCAGGUCCCUCUCCAAAAGUGCGCACUCCGAAUCCGGGGACCUCUACAAGUACACACUUGCUCACAUCGCGGACACACAGACUGGUGUCAAAGAUCCUGCCCAGACCCGUUCGGCUAAAGACGUCCACGGAGAUCUCCAGACGAGGCGCUGGGAUGCCAAAGACGAGACAUCUUUUGAUGACGCCUCUCGGGCGAAAAGACAGAAUCGGUUGGUGUCGGACGCGAACGACCUGCAGAGGAACAAUUAAGCAGGGCCUUUGGACCGUGAACGAACAGCAGAGCUGCGGGUCCGACACGAGACAGACAGCCCGCCGUCCGGUGCGCGCGGAGACGCGGAGGCCGCAGCGGGUGCAUGGACACCGUCACCAUAGCAAAGGCGCAAAUAGUCUUUAAAGCUCCUAUAAAUUAACAUAUAAUCUUAAUAACCUUCUCGUUUUGCCUUCAGCUGGCAUGGUGGACAUUUGCAAGGUUACCGGGGUUGAUCUUUUUGGAGCGUAAUAGUCCUAAAACUCGCCUGCUGGCUGUCAUGGUCAAUGCGUGUCUAUAAGAAACAUUGAUCCAAAGACUGACCAUUCAUUACAAUGCCUUUAUUUAAAAAGCCACUUUGGGGGGUGGGGGGGGCAAGCCUUUAAAACUAUAUCUCUUAAAGCUUGCAUGAAGUUCAGCUAAACCUAACCAAUUUAUUCAGGAUUCUUAUGUUAGAGGAGCCUGUGUCAAUGCUCAGGACGUGCAGAUAUCCAGUGUAAAUCUGUUGUGUAGUGAUGUACAUACAUGCCUCACGAUGAAGGGAACGUUUAGCAUUGCUAGAUCAUUUUUACAACGAUAUUGUACCAUAGGUGCAGAAUAUAUCAGCGUAACGGUAAAUAAACUACAUUGUAUAUGCUU
Messenger RNA from Triplophysa dalaica, 1586 nucleotides. RefSeq lists its product as uncharacterized. The transcript has a single exon. Bases 374 to 949 code for a protein of 191 amino acids. The record is from RefSeq and is a predicted model, not a curated record. NCBI's taxonomy places the organism in Eukaryota, Metazoa, Chordata, Actinopteri, Cypriniformes, Nemacheilidae.